Molecule: messenger RNA, 2060 nt
Organism: Lolium rigidum
Lineage: Eukaryota; Viridiplantae; Streptophyta; Magnoliopsida; Poales; Poaceae
Product: molybdopterin biosynthesis protein CNX1-like
Exons: 11
Coding region: 1-1719 (572 amino acids)
Biological process (GO): Mo-molybdopterin cofactor biosynthetic process; molybdenum incorporation into molybdenum-molybdopterin complex
Cellular component (GO): cytosol; cytoplasm
Molecular function (GO): molybdopterin molybdotransferase activity
Source: RefSeq, a predicted model, not a curated record
AUGCCGGCUGUUGUAUUAUUGGGCACAGGGCCGAUUCCGGACGGCGCGGACGCCGUCGUGCAGGUGGAGGACACCGAGCCGCUCGCUGCCGCCCCCGAUGGGUCGAAGAUGGUCAGGAUCUCCGCCAGGGUAGCUCAGGGGCACGAUGUGCGCAGCGUGGGAUGUGACAUAGAGAAAGAUUCAGUUGUGCUCAAGUCCGGUGAGAUUAUAGGCCCUGCCGAAGUUGGCCUACUUGCAACCGUGGGAAUAACUACUGUCAAGGCGUACCGUCGACCAACCAUUGCUGUAUUUUCUACGGGGGACGAGUUGGUUCAGCCAGCCACUGCCACUCUCAAUCGCGGUCAGAUUCGUGACUCCAACCGGGCGAUGCUACUUGCUGCUGCUAUUCAGCAGAAGUGUGAAGUGGUUGACCUGGGUAUCGCAAAAGACACUGAAGAAAGUCUUAUGGAGCUUAUGGAUGCGGCUCUACGUUCUGAUGCUGAUAUAAUCAUUACUUCUGGUGGUGUUUCCAUGGGUGAUAGAGAUCUUGUCAAACCAUGCUUGGCAAGGAUGGGUAAAAUUCACUUUGAAAAGAUCAGAAUGAAACCAGGGAAGCCCUUGACAUUUGCUGAGAUCACAUCCAUUGACACGUCAAAGCCAUUCAAAACAGCUCUUGCUUUUGGCUUGCCUGGAAACCCUGUGAGCUGUAUGGUUUGCUUCAAUCUCUUUGUUGUUCCUGCAAUACGUCUUGUCUCCGGUUGGUCGAAUCCUCAUCUGCAAAGAGUGCAUGCACGUAUAUCACAUCCUCUAAGAGCAGACCCACAUCGUCCGGAGUUUCAUCGUGCAGUGAUCAGAUGGGUUCUUGAUGAUGGAUCUGGUAGGCCAGGUUAUGUUGCUGAGAGCACUGGCCAACAAGCUAGUAGCCGCCUCCUAAGUAUGAAAUCUGCAAAUGCUUUGCUGGAAGUGCAAUCAUCUGGGCAGAUAUUGGCAGCUGGAACAUCUGUCCAAGCUAUACUUAUUUCUGAUAUAACUAGCCCUCCUCUGGAUACGCUACCUGCUGCUUCCGCACCCCUAUCACAUUUUGGUUCUUCCACCAAAAGUGCUUUGGCAGAUGUGCCGCAGGUUGGAGCCUUUCACAAUGCUGAAGUCAAAGUAGCAAUUCUGACUGUUAGUGACACCGUUUCUUCUGGAGCAGGCCCUGAUAGGAGUGGGCCAAGGGCUGUAUCUGUAGUGAACUCAUCAUCAGAGAAAUUAGGGGGAGCAACAGUUGUUGCUACAUCUGUAGUUCCAGAUGAAGUGGACAAAAUAAAGGAGAUUCUCGUGAAGUGGAGUGACAUAGACCGCGUCAACCUUAUCUUGACCUUAGGUGGCACUGGCUUCACACCUAGAGAUGUUACACCAGAGGCAACUAAAUGUGUAAUAGAGAGAGAAGCGCCUGGCCUCUCCUUUGUCAUGAUUCAGGAGAGUUUGAAGGUGACACCAUUCGCGAUGCUGUCCCGAGCUGCAUGUGGGAUAAGAGGCUCGACACUUAUCAUCAACAUGCCAGGCAACCCGAAUGCCGUCGCGGAGUGCAUGGAGGCCCUUCUGCCGGCGCUGAAGCACGCCAUGAAGCAGCUGAAAGGCGACAAGCGGGAGAAGAAUCCCAACCACAUCCCUCACGCAGAAGCGGCACCCAUAGACCAGUGGGAGCGCAGUUUCAAGGCCGCAUCGUCGGGUGGUGGCUGCUCAUGUGACCCUUGAUCGGCGCUCAUCCACAGGGUAGUACCAUGCUCUCCUUUGGAACCUGCAAGAUCAGAUUUGUUCUGGUGGAGAUCAAGAAGCUACUUUCUGUGGCCAUGUCGCGUCCAGCUCUAGGCGCAAGCGAUACCGGUUCUAUGUUUUACUCUCUAUGGCUGUUUCGUGACUCCUUUCAGGACCAGUGUAUUAGAGUUUAUACAAUAAAGCAGGGAAGGGGGUUUGGUUUGUGUCAUCGAAUCAUUUCUUGUCAUGAAGGACUGUGGUGACGUGUUUUUCUGAUCUUGUUAAACACUGGCCUUGUCAUAUUUUUUUUUGUAUUAAUGAAACAACGGUACCAAAGAUAA